AUGGAGAUUGAAAAUAUCGUUGCUAAUACGGUCUAUAUCAAAGCAAGAGAAAGUGGUGGCCAAAAAAAGGGAAAAAGCAAAAAGUGGAAAAAUUAUCUACAGUUCCCACACUAUACAGAAUGUUUACCUCUAAAGACUGAAAUUGAAUUGAGUUAUGCAUUCAUCGUUGAGAAGCAACCUAUCGGCAAGUUGCUAUUUCACGAAUUCUGCCAGGCGACCAACUCGCAGUACCAUCAAUGCUGUCAAUUUCAGACCAAGGUAGAAGAAUAUGAAACUUCCGAUGAUGAUGGUCAAUCGAGGAGGGACCUUGCGUCGGCUAUCGUAUCUUUGCUGCAUUCAAAACCUGAGGAUAAUCCAUCUUGUUCACAAGACGAGCAGGAGAUUUGGUGCUCGUUUUUGAGUGAAGAGGUAAUAUCAACGUGUAUAUCUACGGCAGACUCCGCGACACAUGACGACGAGCCGAGGAGUGAUAUAUUUACGGAGCCAUAUAGACUCACUUGCGACUAUCUGGCGGAAGAGCCUUUUAAAGAAUUUGUCGAAUCAGUAUACUUUUAUCGGUUUCUGCAAUGGAAAUGGUUGGAAAAAAGGCCGGUGGAUAAACACACGUUUCGGUUAUAUCGAGUAUUAGGCAAAGGUGGAUUUGGAGAAGUAUGCGCGUGUCAGGUCCGAGCGUCGGGGAAGAUGUAUGCAUUGAAGAAGUUGGAAAAGAAGCGAGUUAAGAAGAGACAUGCUGAAACAUUAAGCCUAAACGAAAAACAAAUUUUGCAACGGAUUAACUCUCCAUUCGUCGUGAGUCUUGCAUACGCCUAUGAGACGAAAGAUGCAUUAUGUCUUGUGUUAACACUGAUGAAUGGCGGAGAUUUGAAAUUUCACUUGUACAAUUUGAUGCCUGGCGGGUUCGAUGAAAAGAGAGUGCAAUUCUAUGCAGCGGAGAUCACUCUUGGCUUACAACAUCUUCAUAGUGAACGGAUUUUGUAUCGGGAUCUCAAACCUGAGAAUAUUUUACUCGAUGAUUUUGGACAUGUUCGAAUUUCCGAUUUGGGUCUAGCAGUAGAAAUUAAAGAUAAUGAACCUAUAAAAGGACGAGUAGGAACAGUAGGCUAUAUGGCUCCAGAAAUAGUGAAAAAUGAACGGUAUACAUAUGGUGUGGACUGGUGGGGUGUUGGAUGUCUGAUAUACGAAAUGAUCGAGGGUAAAGCUCCAUUCCGGCAACGAAAAGAAAAAGUUAAACGAGAGGAAGUGGAACGACGAGUUCGAGAAGAUCAAGAAAAAUAUUCGGAGAAGUUCAGUGAAGCCGCUCGAACUCUUUGUCGAGGGUUGCUUCACAAAGAACCGGGUUUCCGUCUUGGUUGUCGACGAGUUGGACGACCGGAAGAUGGCGCAGAAGAGAUUCGAGCGCAUCCAUUUUUCAACACAGCGGAUACGGUGACUGGUCGUGAACCAGUGCCGUGGAAGAAGAUGGAAGCCGGAAAGGUAACACCUCCAUUCUGCCCUGACCCGCGAGCUGUCUACGCCAAAGAUGUUCUGGACAUCGAACAGUUCAGCACCGUGAAAGGAGUCCGUCUCGAUGCCACCGAUACUCAAUUCUAUGGAAAAUUUAAUACUGGAUGCGUUAGUAUUCCUUGGCAAAGCGAGAUGAUUGAAACUGAGUGCUUUGCUGAGCUCAACACAUUUUACGAUGAUGAUGGAAUUCUUGUAUGGAACCUGCGCGCCGACGGAAUCAACUUGGAGGAACGAAAGAAUGGUACCAGUAAACCUGGCUUCUUUUCCCGCCUUUUUCGAAAAAAGAACAUCGAAGUUACAAAAUCUCUCCAUGACCUUUCCCACCUUGGUGUGGACCCACAACAACCAAAAACUUCAGCUAAAGCACCAGCAGUUCGAUCAAGUCGUGCUGCUUCCGCCAGCGGAAGAACAUCGAUGAUUUGA
This is a messenger RNA of Caenorhabditis remanei, 1926 nucleotides long. RefSeq lists its product as uncharacterized. Gene Ontology annotation, cellular component: cytoplasm. The record is from RefSeq and is a predicted model, not a curated record. Gene Ontology annotation, molecular function: ATP binding; G protein-coupled receptor kinase activity. The transcript has 13 exons. Bases 1 to 1926 code for a protein of 641 amino acids. Gene Ontology annotation, biological process: regulation of signal transduction; protein phosphorylation; signal transduction. Lineage: Eukaryota; Metazoa; Nematoda; Chromadorea; Rhabditida; Rhabditidae.